This is a messenger RNA of Cygnus atratus (black swan), 384 nucleotides long. Its product is annotated as putative small proline-rich protein 5. Bases 43 to 384 code for a protein of 113 amino acids. NCBI's taxonomy places the organism in Eukaryota, Metazoa, Chordata, Aves, Anseriformes, Anatidae. The transcript is spliced from 2 exons. The record is from RefSeq and is a predicted model, not a curated record.
CUUCUCCCUGCAGCUCCAGAGCUUUGCCGACUCCCCAGAAAGAUGUGCUCCCGUGGAUCCUGCCACAGUCGCGAGACCUCCUGCCACAGCUCCCGCUCCUCCUGCCAUGACUCAGGGCCCUCCUGCCAUUCCACCUUCCAGAGGGAACCCGUGCCCCAGUUCCCCUGCGUGACGCCAUGCUGCCCCCCUGUGCAGCGCUACUGCCCCCCUGUGCAGCGCUACUGCCCCCCUGUGAAGACCUACUGCCCCCCUGUGCAGCGUUACUGCCCCCCCGUGCAGCGCUACUGCCCCCCCGUGCAGCCCUACUGCCCCCCCGUGCAGCCCUACUGCCCCCAGUACACCAAGAACAUCUGCAAGCUGCCGCCAAUGUACCCCAAGUACUAG